AUGACUGAUAGUGAUGAUGAAGAACAGCCUGCUCCGAUUGUCAAUGAUCAUUCAAUGAUAACCAAAGGAAAAGAUGGCAUUCGAAAGCCUAAUCCAAGAUAUGCUCUUAUGUCUCAUAAGGUCUCAUAUCCUGAACCAAAAACAGUGGUUGCAGUGGCCUUAAAACAUCCAGGUUGGACAGGUGCAAUGGGAGAAGAGAUGUACACCUGCAAGGAAGUAAACACUUGGUCUCUAGUGCCUCCUGAACCCGAUAUGCAUGUUUUGGGAAGCAAAUGGGUUUUUCACACCAAGUUAAAUGUUGAUGGGACGUUAGACAAGCUGAAAGCACGCUUGGUGGCAAAAGGCUUUGACCAAGAAGAAGGAAUCGACUACUUUGAGACUUAUAGCCCUAUUGUUCGAACUCUUACAGAAUGGUGUUUCACGUUGCAGUCAGUAACAACUGGGAAUUAA
Messenger RNA from Camelina sativa (false flax), 450 nucleotides. NCBI's taxonomy places the organism in Eukaryota, Viridiplantae, Streptophyta, Magnoliopsida, Brassicales, Brassicaceae. The record is from RefSeq and is a predicted model, not a curated record.